UGAGUUCAGGGAAAGAGAAACUGAAGUGUAGUUGAGCUGUUGUGUGUCUGUGUCUCUGUAUUCAUGCAGGAAAAUGGCAGAAGCCAGAAUUUCAGUGGAUCAGAAGGAGUUCUUGUGUGCAGUGUGUCUGGAUCUCCUGAAGGAUCCAGUGGCCAUUCCCUGUGGACACAGUUACUGUAAGAGCUGUAUUACAGACUGCUGGGAUCAGGAGGAUCAGAUGAGAGUCUACAGCUGCCCUCAGUGCAGACAGACCUUCAGUCCAAGACCUGCUUUAGCUAGAAACACCAUGCUGGCUGAAGUGGUGGAGAAACUGAAGAAGACCAAACUUCCUGCUGACUGUUACGCUGGAGCUGGAGAUGUGCAGUGUGACGUCUGUACUGGAAGAAAAUACAAAGCCAUCAAGUCCUGUCUGUUGUGUCUGAACUCUUACUGUCAGAAUCACCUUGAACAACAUGAGAGUUUGUUUAAAGGAAAGAGACACAAUUUGACUGAUGCCACUGGACGACUGCAGGAGAUGAUCUGCCAGAGACAUGAGAAGAUCCUUGAGCUUUUCUGUUGCACUGAUCAGAAAUGUAUAUGUAUGCUGUGUACGGUUAUUGAACAUAAAAACCACGACAUUGUAUCAGCUGCAGCACAGAGGACAGAGAAACAGAAGCAGCUGAAGGAGACGCAGAAGACGUUCCAGCAGAGAAUCCAGCAGAGAGAGAAAGAUCUUCAGCAGCUGAGAGAGACUGUGGAGUCUCAUAAGCGCUCUGCACAGACAGCAGUGGAGGACAGUGAGAGGAUCUUUACUGAGCUCAUCCGCUCCAUUGAGAGAAGCCGCUCUGAGCUGAUACGGCUGAUCAGAGAUCAGGAAAAGCGAGCGGUGAGUCGAGCUGAAGAACGACUGGAGCGACUGGAGCAGGAGAUCAAUGAUCUGAGGAGGAGAGACACUGAGCUGGAGCAGCUUUCACACACACAGGAUCACAUCCAGUUCCUGCAGAGUUUCCAGUCUCUCUCAGCACCUCCUGAAUCUACAGACGUAAAUGACGAAUUCAUUUCUCUCGUCUCUUUUGAUGGUCUGAGAGAAUCUGUUCAUCAGCUGAAAGACAAACUGGAGGAUUUCUGCAAAGAGGAGCUCAAGAAGAUCUCAGACAGAGUCACAUUCACCAACAUUGUUUCCAGGACCAGGAAGGAGUUUCUACAAUAUUCCCAUCAGCUCACUCUGGAUCUGAACACAGUGAAUAAACGCCUCCGUCUGUCUGAGAACAACAGAGUGAUUACUAACACUAACACAGAUCAGCCGUAUCCUGAUCAUCCAGACAGAUUUGAUUAUUGGAGUCAGGUGUUGUGUAGAGAGAGUGUGUGUGGACGCUGUUACUGGGAGAUUGAGUGGAGUGGAGAUAGAGGUGUGUAUAUAUCAGUGUCAUAUAAGAGCAUCAGCAGGAAGGGACGGGGUGUUGAGUGUUUGUUUGGACAUAAUGAUCAGUCCUGGAGUUUGAUCUGCUCUCCCUCCGGUUACUCAUUCAGACACAAUAACAUAAAGACUGAUCUCCCUGUGAAGUCCAUCAUUCGUAGAAUAGGAGUGUUUGUGGAUCACAGUGCAGGAACUCUGUCCUUCUACAGCGUCUCUGACACAAUGAGCCUCAUCCACACAGUCCAGACCACAUUCACUCAGCCGCUCUAUCCUGGGUUUACUGUUUAUUAUGGAUCAUCAGUGAAACUGUGUUGAUGAAUCAGAAUAGACUGAUGAGAGAUUAUACCCAUAAUGCUUUGAGCUGCAUGAUGAAUCAGUAACAGUGAGAUGUUAUAGAGUCUCUUCUUUUCUCUUCAUGACAUUAAUACUUCAGCUGAACUUCGGUCAGUGAAAUAACAUGUCAGAAUAAAUGUAAUAAAUCCUCAUAUAGUCAGUAAGGCUAUGUUCACACUUGGUGUCUUUUUUGAAGCUUUCACCGUCUGUUUUACAUUAUAAUCCUAUGGACUAAUCCAUGUUUUCCAAAAAGUCCUAAGCACUUUUUUAAACGGUACCGAUGGCAAUUUGAAGUCGUGAUCUGAAUCAAAUAAUAUGCGAUAUGUCACUGGACAGUGAAUCAUUUUGUGAUGCAGUGCUUUACUGAUUCUGAAUUUCUAAAAGCUCAGUUUCAGCUAUCCACCUUAUUUUUCCCGUAAGAGUGGGCAUGCGCUCAUAAAUUUUAUGGGUCUGGCUUCUGGACUAAUCCGUGUCCAGCUAUUUUUAGCUGUAGAAAACUUGUUUUGCUGCUUGAUAUUUCAAAUUGGUGACAAUUUGUUGAAUCAACCUAAAAUCAUUUGUUACCGUGCUGCUGUAGUGAACAACAGUCAAGAUGGCAUUUCAAGGAUAAGGUUGUGGCAGAGCACUUUCUAACUGCCAGGUGAGGAGGGAGAUGUGCCACACUGUGAUUGGAUCUUAGUGGAGUAGGAUAAACAAAUGUUCAGAAACAUCAUAUAAGAUGCCAAGACAACUGCCAGACACCUCUAGCAGGACAAGGAGGGAGACCUUCUGAACCCACGACCACCUAAAAGAGGACUUCUCAUUGGACUAUGGGUUGACCGUCACCAAUCCUAAGGUUUAGGAAUGACUGCCAUAAAAAUUCCUUCAGAACUCUGGGUGCAACAGCAGCAGCCAAAACAAGGAAAGGCCACAAAGAUCUAUCCAAAUCCAUUCAUUCCUAAGUUUGGAGACCUUAAAUUGACGUAAACUGAACCAUAUUCACGUCACUCUCACAUAAAAUAUAGUUUAUCGUGAUGGCUAUUGACUGUUAACAUAACAGUUCACGGAAGCAGGCCUAUUAACAUAUUAUGGUAUAAAUGAGUAAUUGUUUCCUAUCACGUUUGGACUCUUUUGCUCCUUAUGAUGUGGAUAACAAUUUGAAAAAGGUUUGGUAAAGAAAUAUUGCAUGGGUAAAAUGUUAAAGACACUGCUUAACUUUGUACUCUACUAUAUGCAAAUGAGUUCCACACUAGGACGGGCAACACCAUGGCCACCGCGGACACAGGCGGCCAAUCACAUUUCUGGAAUGGAAAGGUGCCAGAUUCCAAUCUCCUCCUCAUCAGAAAGGGAUAAAUGUACCCUUCCAAAGGACACACCUUGUUCUAAGUCUCCGGCAAGGUUGAGACAACAGCUGAUCAACAAUGUCCUGAGUCUUUCGUCCAGAGAGACUGUAACAGACCAUCUCUGUUCUGAGUUCCAAUCCUGUGAUGGAAAGGACACUUACAGAUACAACGUCCUAAGUUUCUGGCCUGACGAGGAAAGAGACUUCAAGAUAGCUAAGGUUCAGUUCAGCUCUUGAGUAGCCUUCAAUAUUGCAUUCGGCUGCCCUUCAGUUGCAAAGGACCCAGCAGUGACAGACCCCGUCUGACUCUUGCCACUCCGAAAGCAGCGUAGCCCAGUCCGCAAAGGACCUCCGCAUAGGCAGACACUGCCUGAAACCCACGGCUCCUCGACAACGCAGCCCGGCUGCAAAGGACCCUGUGAAGACCCAUCUGACCCAGCUGCCCGGGCCAUGCCCUAAGGACCCCUAAGGAAGUUCAGCAUUCUCGAGGUCAGCGCAUCGAUGGGUACCGGAAUGCAACUCUGUGCCCUCCCCACUGUACGCAAUCUGCAUCAGAUGUCUCUGCCGCCGGACUGAUCACCCGACCACGUGGAACGUAACUAUAAACGUACAUAAUUUAUAUGUUUUCUAACCUGUUUAGAUAACAUUUACUUGGGGUCAGCAUUACAAAUGAUAGCUAUAUUGUUUGUUCAAAGAUAAAUAAGCAGUUAUUUAUCAUUAAGUCUACAGGCAGCUCAACAGGCAGUCAUGGGGCAGUCUAGGGCAGUCGUCGCCUAAUGGUUAGAGAGUUGGGCUUGUAACCCAAAGGUUGCUGGUUCGAUUCCUGCGCCAGCAGAAAAUUGAAAGUGGGGAUUGUAAAUAAACAGUGCUCUUUCUACCUUCAAUACCAUGACUGAACCCCCAAUUGACAAAGGACCAAUUUUGACUAUGGGUCACCAUAGUUGACAAUACAUCAUCGUCACUCAACAGCAUUGCAUUCUGCCAUUCUGUAUUCACUCCAUUUACUUGUUUUUAUGAUUUAUUUGAUAUCUUCUUUCAUGUGCAGUUGCCUAUUUUCUGUUAUAUUCAUUUAUUGGUUUUAUCACUAGUUGUUGUAUUUACUCUUGCAUAUCUAUUUUUAAUAAAUUUCAUUAAUUUUA
Molecule: messenger RNA, 4189 nt
Organism: Labeo rohita (rohu)
Lineage: Eukaryota; Metazoa; Chordata; Actinopteri; Cypriniformes; Cyprinidae
Product: tripartite motif-containing protein 16-like
Exons: 6
Coding region: 74-1711 (545 amino acids)
Molecular function (GO): zinc ion binding; protein binding
Source: RefSeq, a predicted model, not a curated record